AUGAUCGGCCCACUUGACUCUCCCCCAUUCCCUGCAUACCGCAUCAAUCCCAUUGGUAUAGCGGUCCGUAAGUAUUCAGGUAAAAAAUGCCUUAUAAUCGACUUGUCAGCCCAUAACUCCCACGUGCCAAGUCUCAAUAGCCUUAUUCCCAGUUCAGACUUCUCCCUCCACUAUGCCACAAUCGACCAUGCCAUUUCUCUCAUCAAAAUCGCAGGUCAGGGCGCCUGCCUUGCUAAUGACGACAUCUCCAGUGCCUUUAAAGUUAUGCCUCUCGACCCAGACUUCUGGCACCUCUUUGAAGUUCAUUGAUGGAACAAGUUCUUCUUCGCAGUCCGCCUUACUUUCAGAUGCAGGAGUAGCCCAAAAAUUUUCGAUACCUUAGCCGAAGAUCUCUGCUGGAUCCUCUUGAAUAACUAUAGGCUUCAUUUUCUUGUCCACCUUCUCGAUGAUUUCCUUACCAUAGAUUUUCCUCACGCCCCACCCGCAAGAGCCUCUUCCACACUUACUUCCGUUUUCGGGAAACUAGGGGUACCUCUCGCCACAGACAAAACAACCAGUCCCUCUCAUAUAAUCCAAUUCCUCGGGAUCACCCUCAAUUCCAUCAAUUUCUCCGACUCCCUGCCUCGCGACAAGAUCGACAGGAUCCAGACGUAUAUCUCUACCUAUUCUUCCGCCAAAUCUUGCACAAAGAGGGAACUUCUCUCUCUGCUCGGCCACCUCAAUUACACCAUGGAUAUCAUUCCUCAAGGACGGUCAUUCAUCUCCUACCUUCUCGACCUCGCCUCAUCCGUGUCCUCUUCUUACCACCACGUAAGCCUUUCAGCCGACUGCAAAUCCGAGCUCAGGCUUUGGCAGCUUUUCUUGGCCAACUGGAAUGGCAUAUCUCUCUUCUACGAUGACCUCCUCUCCGACGCUGAGGAUAUCCAGUACGAGCAUCCACCACCAAAGUAUACCUGUGCGGCAUCCACUUCUUCCAUAAACGCCUUUUCGGCACGACCUGUCCCUCCCUUAUCCACCCUCAAAUUAGUCUCCUGCUUAAAGGCUUUCAGCGCCCUGAAAAACCACUUCCGAACCAACGUGCACCACUUACCUCGGACAUCCUCGAAUCCUGCAUCUGUGUUCUCAGGUCGGGUUACUCGGGUCGACUGCACUCUCAAAUCUUUAUUCUUGUUAGCCUUCUUCGGCUUCCUAAGAUGCUCUGAAAUUACUGCUGCUUCCACAUCCUUCGAUCCUUCUUCUCAACCCUGCUUAUCCGACAUCUUCGUCUUAUCUUCCGAUACACAGACCUUCUAUCUCAAGAAAAGCAAAACCGACCAACUCGGGUCCGGCACUCUCAUCUAUUAUUUCAAACUCUGUUCAUACGUAAGCCCAUACGAGCCUCGAUCCCAUUACGUACAUCUUCGCACCUCUGCCGGAGCUUUGCCUAUUGACCCUCUGUUCGUAAACGAGAAGGGCCGUAUCGUGACCCGCAACUGGUUCCUCUCUCACCUCUAUGACAUCCUUCUAACCACCGGAUACCCCCCUGAACAAUUCCCCGGGCACUCCUUCAGAUCAGGGACUGUGUCCUCUGCCGCUCACCAAGGCAUACCCGAGUAUCUCAUCAAGCAACUCGGCCGUUGGUCCUCCGAGGCUUAUCAAAUACAUCAAAACUAA
Molecule: messenger RNA, 1653 nt
Organism: Lepisosteus oculatus (spotted gar)
Lineage: Eukaryota; Metazoa; Chordata; Actinopteri; Semionotiformes; Lepisosteidae
Source: RefSeq, a predicted model, not a curated record